AGAUCAGUGCAUUGAGUCCAUUAGUUCACACAUUAGCAUGAGUUAGUCGAAUUAUUUAAUUAGGUAAUUCAAUAAGGUAGUGAAUUAAUAUCAAUUAUUUAGCGUCGCGAUCGAAACGAUACUGGACGUUGGCUUUUAUUUAAAUUGAAUGUGACGCACUUACGAAACAAGAUUUUUUUUGUUUAACUAAUAACACAAAUUUUACGCGUUUAUUAAAAGUGAUACUGAUAAGCAGAUUUGCAAAUAUUGGAAUGGAACAAAAUAAAGAUCCUAACACUGGCAAGCAAAAUGUGCCAGCGAAGAUCUACGAUGCAAGAACGCAAUCUAUGAAUUACAAUAUUAAUUCUGGAAAUUAUUCCGAAAAUAAUCACAACCUUUUCCAAAUGAUAAAAUGCCACGAGGACAGCCUUUUGAGACUUCAUCACUUGACAGCUGGCCGCCAAAUAAAUGGAACGUAUGACUCGAACUAUCAAAAUGAUUUGUCUUGGUAUUCUAAAGAUUUGCCACGGCAGUAUAUUAAGCCUGUAGAUUAUAUAUCAUACGAAGAUGUGAGACGGAAAUAUAAUGACAACAAAGGUGCGAAGGAGCAGGAAUUACGCAAAGAGUCGGAAGAAGAAAAAGAUGGGAAACCAGAUGAGAGAAAGAAACCGAGGAGAAAUCGAACGACGUUCACUAGUCAACAAUUAGCUGCGUUAGAGAAGGUAUUUGAGAAGACGCAUUAUCCAGAUGCUUUUGUAAGAGAAGAUUUGGCUGCUCGAGUGAAUUUAACUGAAGCGAGGGUUCAGGUAUGGUUUCAAAACAGGCGAGCAAAAUUUCGUCGAAACGAACGAUCGGCACUUUCUUCACACCGCAGCGCUAGCCAAAGUUCCCCGGAGCCUGUACCCGUUCCUAUAGGAAUUUCACAUCAGACUGAUCCUAGACAAGAUUUUACGCGAAACGCCAAAGAGCCGUGGCUACAUCACUUUCAGACUAAUAAUUUAAAUUUCAACCUCGGCUUACCUAUAACAAAUUCAGGCCUUUAUCAAAAUGAUUACUCGUUGAUGAUGCAAAAUGUUGGAAAUCGACAGUACACACCGAAUUCCAAUACAUUAAUGACACAAAAUGUAUCAAGCUAUAGAGGAUCUACGGAGAACAGUUACGGCUCUUGUGCUUUGAUAGGCGGUUAUAGCAACCCUUUGCAACCAACUCACCAUAGUUCGUACAAUUUGAAUUUAAGGUUAAGACCUCAUGAUUUUACUAUUAACAAUAUAACAUUAUGAAAGAAAAAUAUUGUAAUAAUAAAUAUUAAGUUCAG
Messenger RNA from Parnassius mnemosyne (clouded apollo), 1294 nucleotides. NCBI's taxonomy places the organism in Eukaryota, Metazoa, Arthropoda, Insecta, Lepidoptera, Papilionidae. The record is from the annotation of a GenBank genome assembly.